Molecule: messenger RNA, 354 nt
Organism: Debaryomyces fabryi
Lineage: Eukaryota; Fungi; Ascomycota; Pichiomycetes; Serinales; Debaryomycetaceae
Exons: 1
Coding region: 1-354 (117 amino acids)
Source: RefSeq, a predicted model, not a curated record
AUGGAUGGAAGUUUGACAAAAUGGGAGAUUUUCCCAUGGGAUAAAGAAGCUGAGUUGAAAGUCCAACGGUAUUUAGAAUACGGUAAUAUUUCUCCAGAAAACCUUGUAUAUAAACCAACAGGAGGUAGCAAUGAAGUCGAAAAGACAGCUUUAGGGACGAUGGUGAGAGAAUGUGAGGUCCGAUUCGAGAAGAUAAAUGGAUGUUAUAUCGAAGGGCACAGUUACCGAUGCUGGGGAAGAUCUCGCCAUGAGAAAAGAGACCCAAAGUGUCGCAAAGGAAGGAUCGCAAAGGUAUUGAUUCAUUCUUAUUUCGAAAGGGAGCUGUUGAGACGCAUUUUUUACAGAGACGGUUGA